ACGUUUCUCAUUCUCAAUCAGAAACUUACAGCGAUAACACACACGCAGUUGAAUAACCAAAAAAUAAAUAAAUAAGAAAAAGAAACUAAACACAAUUAAUCAAAAACGCUGAAUCAAUACAAGAUCGUGAAACAAGCUUUAAAAAAAAAAUUACAAAAACCAACACUGUCAACUGUCAGUCACUGGUGUAUUGUCAUUUGACAACUGCCAAACAAUUUGCAAAAAUAAUAAUCUUCCAAAAGAGGAAUAAAAAUAAAAAAAAAUAGUUCCUAGCAAAAAUAUAUUGAGUGUUAGUGUAAAUAACCCCUCUAAAAAGGAAAACAAAAAGUGUUUUUUUUGGUGGGAUUAAGAAAAUUUUUAUUUAUUAAACAAAAAAAAAUUUUUAAUCGAGAUGGCGUUUAUGAUGCCUGUGGUGAAAAACGAGUGGGAUAUUUACAAGACUAAUCGAAGCAGACGCUCAUCUGAAUGCUCCAAUCCUCAGACAUGUCGCAGCAGGAAGGUGUCCGAGUGUUCCAAAUCAGAAGGUCCAUCACUAUCGACCUCGCCGGGUUCGGAUUUCUUGACAUCGCCAGCUCAUCGUUCGGUUCCAUUGACGUCGAGGCAUUUCUCAAGGACAUCAUCGCGUGCAUCGCAAAGCUCACUUCAAAGUCCAAUCAAAAGCACCGGUUCCUCACCACCGAAAACUGGCAGCUCAAAUUCAUUAAAUAAAUUCCACAAUCGACUUGUGGACAAAUUAAAAAGAUCCCUCAAGAAGGCCGACGACAGUGCCGACGAUCAAAGAAAUCUCUCGUGAAACAAUCAAAUGGUUUCGAAUCGGUCAACAACAACAAUUGUUCCCGGCUCGAAAUCAAUCGAGAUUCGCCGUAUCUCGGCACCAACCACCGUUUCCGGUAUCAAUAGCGGCAUUAAAGUUGCACGCUCGUGUCCGGAACCGCCAGCAUGGUAGAGGAACCCGCUCCCAUCAUCCACAAGGAAAGGAAGGUUGAGGAGAUGGAAAAAGAGAGAGAGAGAGAGAGAAAAAUAUGUUACAGAUUCUCAGAGAGAACCUCUUUUCUUUAUAUCCUCCCCCCCAAAAAAGAAAGAAAAGCGUCCCAAGUACGGUUGGCCCUAGCUUCUUUCAUUUUUCACCGACGGACUAAAUUUCGACUUUCGAUGGAAGGCAGAGUUUAAAUUCAUGUGAUAUUAGGUCUUAGUGAUAUUGCAUGACCAAGUGAUAAUGAAACAUCAAGUGAUACUGAAAUAGCAUGAUGCUGUAUACAUGCUACCAAUGAAUCGUAUUUUAGUAAUCGUGACAGUAAACGACACGAUCGACAUCAUGCUAGAAUUAUUCGUAAUCAUGAUAACAUCACAAUACUAUGAUAGAUCAAUACUAUGAUCAUUCAAUCAAGUUCCCCCCCAGUGGAUACGAUUAUCCAAAAAGAAAAUUCACUCUCCCAUUUACAAGUAGUCUGAAUUGAUUCUAACUUGGGUUCUGAACUGAUUCUAAAUUUGAGUCUGAACUUAUUCUAAAUUUGAGUCUGAACUGAUUCUAAUUCGAGUCUGAAUUGUUUCUAAUUUGAGUCUAAGUUUACAAAUAAUUUCUCUUCAAGAAACUUAGAUUUCUGAUUUAGAAAGAUAAACAAAGACAAACAAGAAAGAUGCAAAAAAUGAAGAACAAGGAAUGGUAAAGAACAAUAAGCAACACAAUCAUUAAAACCAGUUCAAUUUGUAAGGCAAAAUCGAUCCUGGCUGAUCCUUAUCCAAAUAGCCGGUGCUCUAAAAUCGAAAAGACUCAAAAUUAUUCAGACUAACCCCCAGGCGCUAUUCUCUGAGAUUCUACAUCAUCAUGGUACUUCCCGAAAGUCACCAUUGCAAGUACGAUCGAAAUUUUGUUGGGCAUAAGAAAACCAGAAUGUCAUGUGCUUAAAUUUCGCUUCUGUAAACUUAUUUGGUUCUGUAAAAAUUGGACCAAAACUUCGAGUGGUGAAAACUAUCUGGUUCCAGACGGAUUUUGAUUCUACGCAAAACGCUUAGUGAAUUGUUUCCUGAAAAUUUUGGUUCUGUGAAAUAUCUGGUGACAGAAAAUGAUGAUUCUACACAAAACGUUUAGUGAUAGGGGAAUUGUUCCUGAAAAGUUGGGUAUUUGAUACUCCUUGGAGAUCUGGUGCAACAAAGUCAGUGACUAGUGAAUAACAGUUCCAAAGAAUGCUGAUCCUGUAAAAUCGUGGACCUUCGAAAUUUCUGUUCUGUCAAGUAAUUGUUGUAUUAAAUUUGGGUUAAAGUGGAUAAAGUUGUGUAGAAAAAUUCAGAUCCAGUUUGGAUGCAAUAAUUUAGUAACAACUUGGAUUCAAAAAUUUGGUUACAGUUUGGAUUCAAAUGGGUAUAAUUUGGUUACAAUUGGGUACAAUUCUGUUGCCAAUGCCUCCAGUUCGGAUACAAAAUGGCUGCAAACAAUUUGGCUCCAAUUAAAAAUUGUCGCAUUAGAUUCAGUAUCCUGAUACAAAUGCUUCCAGUUCAGAUACAAAUGGCUCAAACAAUUUGGCUCCAACUAAAAAAUUGACGCAUUAGAUUUUACCCUACCACAUGGUCCAAAGGUACAACAAAACCCAUCAAUCCACUACGUAAGAUAGCAGUUUUAAAGAGAAUGAAACCCACAUAAAGAAUGACAUUCUAAAACCACAUGAGUCGCAAACCUCAGACCAUCGUUCAACCACAUUAUCAAGAGACAUACGAAUAUUAUCCGCAGAAACAUCUUCAGUAUAUCUAUAAGUGAGAACAAAUGUCAAGAAAUACAAAAAUACAAAUAGAGAUAAAAAUAAAAAUAUAAAUACAAAUACAAAAUACAUAUAUUUAAAAUCAUUUAAAGAAUUGAAGAUUUGUCAAAAUUUUUGAUAAAAUUCUCUUAUCCAGUUUUUUCCAGUGUCAAUAGAAAAUCAUAUAAAUCUGUUUGUUCUUCAAGAAUUAUAUUAAUAUUGUUGUUAGUCAACCCUUUUCUACUUCUCCAAAAAAAGUUUUGUGUGAGUGUGCGUGUUCUACUUUUAUAUAAUUUCUACAAAACAAAAAUUCAUCGAAGGUUCAACGAUUUUUGUCAAAAAUUAUGGACAAUUACUUCUCGAAUACCUGUGAAUUAUUUUUUUUUUACAUCUGCUAAUAACGGAAAUUUUUAGCAAUAUUUUUAUUUAUUUUUAUAAUGCAGAAUUCAGAAUUUUUAGGUGCCGAAUUAGUAAGUGCAAAGUUAUGGUUAUGAUAAUGGUUCUUUUUAAUACUUUGUCACUUCCGUUAUUUUCUUUAUUUAUUUUUAUUUAUUUUCUUCUUCUUCUUUUCCUUCUCUUUUACCUUCUUUUUUCUUUUUCCCCCAUUUUUCCUUUUCUAUUUUUCGUCCACUUCUAUUUUAAUUUUUUUUAUGUGGUAAUCGAGAAAAAAUUGUUCAUCUCCACAACAGCGUGUGGCGUGAAAAAAGAAAAUGGUCUUUCCACUUGAACAAUAAUUAAAAAAAAACCUGCCCCAGAAAAGAAAUUUUUAUGAAAAAAUGUGCGCAUUUGUCGCGAAGAGAACGUGAAACAAGAAGAGUGAGAGAGAGAGUGGAUUUGGCUGGUGAUUCUUCUCUUGACUAAAACGAAAGCAACGAGACAAAUACGGUAUACCAGAUUCACUUUGAUGGUAAUAGUUAUGUACCAGCAACCUUGUACCGGUUUAGGCACAUCUCGAUCUUCACGGUAACUAUCAGACUUAUAAGCAUCAACUAUUUUUACUAAUGGUUUCUUGCUUUUUAACAAAACAAAAAAUUUAUUUCUUGACGAGUUUCAAAAUUAAUCGGAGGAAUUUAAUUAUGACUAUUAAAAUUAUUACGGAUUUCGAAAUUAUCUUACAAAAUAUUUAGUUUACAAAAUUAUUUACUCACAUCAAAAUUAGUUUGCAAAAUUAAUUACGGAUAUCGAACUUAGUUACAAAAAUUAUUUGCGUAUAUCGAAAUUACUUUGAACUAAAUUAAAAACCUUAAAAAACGAAACAAAAAUUAAGAGUAUUUAAGAUUCAAUUUUUGCUAAAUCAUCAAUUGUUUCACGUUCUCUAGAAUAUUUAAGAAAAAAAAAACCAUUGUUAAUUAAAUUUUCACCGUUAUUUUUGGACAAAAAAGUUGUUUUUUGGAAAGUAACCGAAAACUGAAGUAAUACUAAACUAAUAUUGAAUAAAUAAUAUUCGAAGUCGAAAGAAAAAUUUCUCUUAGUCACUACAAACCUCGGAGAAUGUUCUACUGUAUUGUAUUAAUAAAUUUUACCAUUUUUCUAAAAAAAAAUCCAAAAUAAAUUCAGUUCUCGAUAAAGAUUCAUCAUCUCGAUUUGCAUACAAAAAAAACAUCGAGAGAGAUUAGCAUUAGGCUUGAAGAGAGAAUACCCAAUCCAUAAAGAGCAGGAUUAUCAAAAUUAUCAUUCAAAGGAAACUAUCCGUCAAAUUUCCCUCUUGAUUUCCUGUGAAAUCACAAGCGCACAAGAAAUAUAAUGCGUGGGAGAGAAAUUGAUGGAAAAUUAAUCCUCUUGUGCUAAUUUUGCUAUAUCCAUAAAGGAAACGAUAUUCUCUAAUUUACUAUUACGGCAUAUCUUCUACUAAAGUUCGAACUAAGAACAAAAAAAAAAUUAAUUUCCGAAAAUUCAAACGGAAAUAAUUUUUUGCGCCACUGGAUGUCGCUUUUGCCUUUUAAUUUUUUUAGCUUUAAGAAAGACAAUGAAUGUGUGUGUGAGAGAGAGAGAAUGAAAAUGAAAGAAUGCAUUUUAGAGCAGACGUUUCAGACGAAAGCCUAUAAAAUAUUAUAAAUAUAAGAAAAAUAUUUAUUGUACAAGAAAAAUUAAACGUCGCAGAAUUUUUCGUACUUAUACUCGUUUUGUUAAAUAGAUUAAAGAAAAAAAUUCGGGCCAGACGAUUAUACUUACUAAAUUUUAUCUUCAAAAAGAUACGAUCAGUAUUAAAAUAUUAUUAUUUUUAAUAGAAAAAAAAAUAUUCUAUAUUUAUUUUUUGAGUCUAGCUUUAAAAGAAAAAAAGGGGGAAAAAAUACUCAAAAAAAAAUUGGAUUUAAGGGAAAUUUGUAGUAUUUACCAAUAGAAAUAAAUACACGUAUAGAAAAAUCGACGAUCGUUUUGGCGCGGAUUUUUAUUUUCACCUCUAUUAUCCCAAGAGAAAAAUUUAAAAAUCUGCUCACUAUCCAAAUAGGCGACAUCGUAUUUAAUUUACCAACCGAAGAUUCUCCCGAAAUAUUUCAAUCUUUGGGAUAUAGAAUUUUUCAAAAUUCACAACAUUUUAAUUAUAAAUUCAAUUUUAAAAUCAAAAUCACAAAAUUGAAAAAAAUUCAAAUUCAAAAGCAAAAAAAAAUUAAAAAUAGAAAAAAAUUGAUAAAUAAAUUGCAAGAGAAAAAAUGUUUAUCUUCAUAGGGGAUUUAUUUUAAAAAAAUAAAUAAACAAAGAGAAUCUUCGAGUUGGAAAAUAAGUCACGUUCACGUUCAUAUAAUAAAAAUAGCGAAUUAAGAGAAAGAAUAACAGAAAAAAAAAAUUGAUUAGACACUCUCCAAUGUUUUCUGAUUGUAAGUAUAUUUCCAAAAGCAGCUGGGCUGCUAAUGUAAAGACACCCCUUAAUGAAAAUGCAAGAAAAUAAUUUUUCUUUUCAACGGCAAAUCCGAAAACAAAAAUUUCUCUAUUUUGUGUACUAUAUAAAUUUAUAUAAUAUAUUUCUUUUUUUCAAAGCGCAAUUGUAAAAAAAAAAAAUUUGGCGAAAUGACAUAAAAAAAAAGAAAACGAUACUCUGUGAUACCGUAAGUUAUAAGGUAGAAUUAUUUCUACGAAAACAAAAAAAAAAUGGUUAUAGAUAUAUUUUUGCAAAAUGACGAGCGAAAGUUACGAUAAAAAUUAAAUUAUUAAAAGAAAACAAAAAUGGUGAUUAUUUUUGAAAAAAUUUUCUUGCAGGAAAAAAAUUGCAAUCAUUUUCCGAUGUUAAUGAAGAAAUAGUUUUGAUAAUAAAAUAAUAAUUAUAAUUAUUAAUAUUGUAAUUAUAAUUAUAAAUUUAUAAUUAUUAUAAUUAAAAUUUAUAAUUAUUUACAAUUAAAAUAAUAAUCCACAAUUUCGAGAUACAUUUAAUUUAUCUCAAUUUUUUAUUAUCGCAACAUUCGUUCGGCGUUCGGCAUAAACAACGAAGCGGUUCUCUGAUGUAAGAUUAGUGUAUACAGUAGAAACAAUUAAUCUAUUGUCAGCAAGGAUUUGCAUUUUUACAAGGGUGAAAAUUGAAUGUAAAUAGUUCCAAAAAUAAUUAUUCUUGGCUUCAAUAAUAAUAA
Messenger RNA from Leptopilina heterotoma, 6292 nucleotides. RefSeq lists its product as uncharacterized. The record is from RefSeq and is a predicted model, not a curated record. The transcript has 2 exons. NCBI's taxonomy places the organism in Eukaryota, Metazoa, Arthropoda, Insecta, Hymenoptera, Figitidae. The coding region runs from base 392 to 793 and encodes 133 amino acids.